AUGCUUUAUGUGGGUAUUUUUGUGGGACUGGUGUUAGAGUCCUGGUCUUUACCUGUGCAGAACUCCUCACUGGUUCAUCAGACAAGGCUGAGGUCAAAGAGAGAAUAUCCAGAGCAUUAUGUGACGCCUGAGGACAUGAAUGCCAUGGAUAGAAUUCUCAGAGUCAAUCAAUGUAUGUUCGUGUCCAGAGGUUUUCCUUUAAAAGAGGGUGACAUCCUGAGUUCAGGAUCCCGCAGUGCCAUCGCAUGUUUAGGAGAUUCUUGCCGCUGGCCCAGAUCCGUUGACGGUUUUGUGUAUGUACCGUACAUCAUCUCUCCAAUAUAUGAUGAUAUGGACAGAAUCACCAUAGAAACAGGAAUGUUAGACAUUUCCUCUGCAACGUGUGUGAAGUUUGUGCCUCGCACACAUGAAGCAAACUUCCUUCAUAUCCAGUCUAGAACCGGCUGCUGGUCAUAUCUGGGAAUGAUAGGAGGCAGUCAGACCGUGUCUUUGCAGUCUCCUGGCUGUAUGUGGUCAGGAGUGGCAGCUCAUGAGCUAAUGCACGCUCUGGGAUUUGUACACGAACAGUCCCGCUCUGAUCGUGACCACCACGUCUCCAUCCUGUGGGAAAACAUCAUAGACAAUCAAAGGCACAACUUUAAGAAGUAUGAGACAAACAACCUCAAUACGGCAUAUGACUAUAGUUCUGUCAUGCACUACGGGAGGUAUGCCUUCUCAGAGGAUGGCGGACCCACCAUCAUCCCUAAACCAGACCCGUACAUUCCCAUCGGCCAGCGAGACGGGCCAAGUCUGACAGACAUUCACAAAAUAAACAUAUUGUAUAACUGUGGUGGCCGUGUUUGA
Molecule: messenger RNA, 843 nt
Organism: Puntigrus tetrazona (Sumatra barb)
Lineage: Eukaryota; Metazoa; Chordata; Actinopteri; Cypriniformes; Cyprinidae
Gene: he2
Product: high choriolytic enzyme 2-like 1
Exons: 9
Coding region: 1-843 (280 amino acids)
Biological process (GO): proteolysis
Molecular function (GO): zinc ion binding; metalloendopeptidase activity
Source: RefSeq, a predicted model, not a curated record